Molecule: messenger RNA, 1201 nt
Organism: Tigriopus californicus
Lineage: Eukaryota; Metazoa; Arthropoda; Copepoda; Harpacticoida; Harpacticidae
Gene: Rpp25
Product: ribonuclease P protein subunit p25-like protein
Exons: 2
Coding region: 12-725 (237 amino acids)
Biological process (GO): tRNA 5'-leader removal
Cellular component (GO): ribonuclease MRP complex
Molecular function (GO): RNA binding
Source: RefSeq, a predicted model, not a curated record
CCCGGAUCAGGAUGGAUAACUAUGUCAAGGGAGAGAACGUUGAGACCGAGGACACGUUGGAGACCAUUCCGAUCCAAGGUUUACCGGCCGAUUGCACUUGGAUGAAGAUCAAGCCUGGCACCAAAUUGAGAAACGUCAUCGGGUAUGCCAAGAAAGACCUCGCGACCAAAGGCUUGAUUCUAAUCUCGGGACACGGCAACGCGGUCACCAAAGCCAUUUCCCUGGGCGAGAUUGUCAAACGAGGUAAUCGCGCCUUGGUUCAGUACACUCAAAUCGCCUUUAAGGUGUUCGAAGAGCACUGGGAUCCGAAAAGCGAAGAUCUGGACCCCUUAAAAGUGGUGCGGGAGGUGCCACAAAUCUUCAUCGUUCUAUCCAAAGAACCUGUGCCAGAUUUGGACCUGGAACCGCAGCGGGAGUUGCGACAGUUUCUCGAUUUCAAUUCCAAAGCCGGGAACAGUUACAAACCACCCAAGAAACGCGGGAAUCGUCAUGCAGCUGAACGGUUGGGCGUAACGAACCCGAAGAAACCUCAAGGAGGAGGCCAAUUCAACGCUCCUAAGCCCAGAAACGGCCCACGCCCAAAUCCCAAACCGGAAUCUACGCCCAAUCCAAAGGCUAAUCGUCAUACUGGAAAUGACUCUGUCCGUCAUUCGAAACCUGAAGCAGCUGCGCUUAAUACGGAUGCCAUUGUUGGAAAAGAAAACAAACCUGAAGGAACAUCAUGAUAGGUGUGUGCGUGUGGAUUAUAAGGCCUGUUGAGUUUUUUUUAUGUAUAAGUGCACAAGGAGUGGUUAUCUAUCUAAUCGUUCACUGAAGGGUGUGGCAAGAGCAGGGUGUUGUUCGAAAAAGGAGUUCUCCUUAGGACGAUCCAAAUUCGUCCAUCCACUUCUCGUACUUGUCCAGAUCCUCCUUGGAGACGCUCUUGUUGCAUUUAGCAAUGGCUUCCAUGAAAUCCGUUUUGGUGACGGGCAAGUCAAGUUCUUCUUGAUUCAGGUUGCGAAUCUCGGAAGGCUUCAAGCCGGCAAUCUUGCGUCUCAUGGACAUCAUACUGGCAUCUCGACACACAUUGGUGAUAUCCGCGCCGGAAUAUCCACCCAAUUUCCGGGCAAUCGCUUUCAAGCCCACAUCUUCGGCCAACUUGACCUCUCGCAAGUUGAUUUUGAGCUUAAAAGUUCCAAUAAAUAAAUGAGCACAACACGAA